Eucalyptus grandis is the source of this 2424-nucleotide messenger RNA. Its product is annotated as SNF1-related protein kinase regulatory subunit beta-3. Bases 1808 to 2158 code for a protein of 116 amino acids. The record is from RefSeq and is a predicted model, not a curated record. The transcript is spliced from 3 exons. Lineage: Eukaryota; Viridiplantae; Streptophyta; Magnoliopsida; Myrtales; Myrtaceae. Gene Ontology annotation, molecular function: protein binding.
CGCGCGGUGUUGAAUGGGAAAGGAGUGCUUUUGGGAUUGAUUUGUGCGGGAAGAUGAAUUUCUGGGGCGGCUGUGGCGUGCUUGCAAAGACUGUUUGCAAUUUGCUGAUAGCUCCGAAGGAUGGAUUUCACUGUCCUGAACUUGAGGAGUAUUUGUUUAGGAAUGAUAAAAGGUGGGUUAUGGGGAGAGAGAUAGAAAUAGAAUUAAAGACCCUCUUGGAUCUUAAUGAGGUCGGACCGAUGCAAAGCCGAGUUCUCCUUCGUUGUUGAAGUGGGUAGUUGUGGGGAUGUGCUGUUUAAUAUAUAUGGAGUGCGGCGAAUUCUAAUAGUGGAAUGUACUAAAGGGCGAUGGAGAAUUUUCUGGUUCUUGCCAGUCAAUUUUCGGGCAAAAUGUUCUGUUGGACAGUCCAGCGCCUUGUGCCGGCACAAGUAGAGGAGUUCAAAGUCGAAUGAUUGCUGGUUUUUUCUGACUUGUGUUGGAAUAAUUGCCCGAUAUUGAGGCUUGAGCUUGGGCAAUCUGAGAUAUUCGGAGCUUAGACUGUUAAGAGAGCUUAUAUUCAAGGCCUGGUUUCUUGUCAACUCAUGGGUUUAAGUCUUCUUGAGACCUUAUUUGAUGAAUGCUGGGGUUAUCAGAACAGAUAUUGUCAAGAAAGGCUCCUCCAUUCUAUCAGUUUUGUAACUAUUUUUCUUCCUCUCUUUGGAGGGCUGAAAAUGAAUUAUACUAGAUUCUUGAGGGAAACCUAGGUUGGUAAACUUGGAGUGAGGUGAUGAACACAUUGAAACUGGGAAAUUCCUUUCUUAGAUAAUUUUUGGGUCCAAUGCUGAUUCUUUGGGGAUAAAAUACAUCUGGUACUUGCACCAAUCCGCUUAAAUUAUUCUUUACUUUCUGGGAGCAUAUUGUGCAAAAUCUAGCGAUGGAGUUUGGGAGGGUUUAAUUGUAAACUGCUCUACUUUCUGUUUUGCGCUGGCUGUGUAUUGUCUCCCCAUGACUUCAAUCAACAUUCCCUGAAUAGUUAGUUCUAGUGAUCCUAUUUUCAAAUUCUGACAGGUGGAAACUGUUCUAAUUUUCCCUUCUAUGCUUUCCACUUGGGCAGUUGUGCCUUUUUUCCCCUUAAUUUGUUGAACUACAAUAAUAAUAUUUUUUGCUGCGUGCAACUCUGCUCCACUUGGAGUUUGGCACAGGAUUGGCAUGUGAAGGAUGUUGGAUUAAUUAAACUCUAGCCCAAGUCAAGGACUUGAACAAUCUGCUUUAUUUUCUCGCUUGCAAUUAAUAGUAUAUUCAAGCUCUUACUCCCUGAUCAUCGAUUAUUUUCAUUAUAUUCAAUAUCAGACAAGCCUAUAGUAUUUCCCCUGUGGUAUGCUUGGUGAGCGCAAGUUUCCAUGCUUGAAAAUGAAGGAGGAUACAAAGCAUAUAUAGCAUGUAUAUUUGUGACAUGGCUAACUGCUUUUCCCCUCAUCUCUCUUCGACCACCCAUCACUGUCGUCAGCCCCUCCCCCACUGCUCAUGCUUGGGUCUUCCUCUCUCUCAGUUCAUUAUGUCUCUUUCCCUCUUUCCUCUGUGAAUCUGCAUUCUCUUGGCGGCUGGCAACGACCUUUGACUUGGGGCUGUGCGCUGCCAUGGACGGUCAUGGUCUGAAGUCAGGGAUUGGACAGGAGGACGGUGUUUAAGCCCAUUUGAAUUAAGAACUGGUUCUCAUGGCCAUUACAAGUCCUUAAACAUUCUUUCCUUGUCACCAGCUGCGGUUUUAUCUGUAGCAUAAAUUCGCACCUUGAUGAAUCUCUGUUGCUAGACUCGUGUCAUUCCCAAGAUGAGUAAUCAAUGUCCUGAGGAUCCCGAAGAGCAAACCGUGGUGGGUUUUGAGCUUCCAAGAUCCCCCGAUUCAAGUUACAACUGCACGUAUGCCAGCGAAGACGAGGCACGAGACCCGCCUCUCGUCCCGCAGCAACUUCUGAACCCUUUGCUUGGCUGCCCCCCGACCAGAGAUGGCCCUGAAAGCCUUCCACCUCCCAUGAGCGUGCUUCUAAACCACCUUUACAUCGAGAACCGGGAGGCUCCGCGCUCUGUCGUGGCUCUCGGGUUCACCCACCGCUUCCAUUCCAAGUACGUCAGCGUCGUGUUGUACAAAGCAGUUCAGAGAAGAGGGGGGACCAGCUCUUGAUGGGAUUUAUUUUCGCAUUUCAUCGAGUUACGAUUCGACCGUCCUUAAUGUGACGGUAGCAGUACCUUGAAAAGAAAAUGACUUGAAGUAGCUAAGCCGAAUGCUUAUUGUUUCUCAGAGGUUCUUCCUGUGCUUGGUUGAUGCUCCAUGUCAUUCGACAUCAUUUGUUUUACAAUACAACUUAGUCUAGUGCUUGGAUUGAGCAUUGGGAGGGAUGCUUUCUUUUGCCUUGCUUUGAUUGCGCUUAUAAAAGCUUUACAAAGCAA